Rotaria socialis is the source of this 1380-nucleotide messenger RNA. NCBI's taxonomy places the organism in Eukaryota, Metazoa, Rotifera, Eurotatoria, Philodinida, Philodinidae. The record is from the annotation of a GenBank genome assembly.
AUGUCUAAUAUUAAGAAAUUCUUUUCGAAACUAAAAAGUGAAGUGAAAUUUUCUAAAGCUGGAGAAGGCCAUCGAUUGAAUGAACAAUCGUCAACUCCUCGAAGUGCAGAACCUAAACCACGCCCACCACCAUCUGCACGACAGACUUCCGAUGGCGGUACAGCAGCUCGAGCUGCUGCAGAAGCAGCACAACAACGUUUGCAACAACAAACGUCUUGGCAACAAUCAGGAGCUUCAAGUAGUCGUACUGCUGAUAGUGUUCGUCGUCAAGCUCAACGUGAACUCGAGCAAGAAAAGGCACUUGAAAAUCAAUUUCAACAAGCACUUGAUCUAAAAGAUCAUUAUUUCGGCAACCGACAAAUUACUGUCGAAAGUUCUCCACUAGUUGAUCUGUCAAAUUUACUUUUUAAAGCUCCCGAUGUAUUUGGUGAUGAUAUUUGUUUACCUUACGAUGAAUUACAACAACAAAUAGAAAAUACACUUCGAUUGCAACUUGAAUCUGAACCAAUGGUUGCGGCUACACUUCUAUUUUUAACUUGUAAUCAAAAAGAUAAAGAAAAGUUAAAUGCCUGUAAAGAAGUUAUAUGUAAAUAUUUCGAUAAUAUUAUUGCAAAUCCCGAUGAAGAAAAAUAUCGUCGAAUUCGAUUACAAAAUAAAGUUUAUGCUGAAAAAGUUGCAUCAUUAAAAUAUGCUGCCGAACUACUUCAAGCUGGUGGAUUUAUAACAUCUGACGAUAAAGAAUCAAUUGUUUAUCAAGAACGUUCAAUUGAACCAUUGACAUUAGCACGAGACACACUUAUGAAUGGUGAACCAAUACAAGUUCAACUUGAUAGAAACUUAAAAAUUUUUCUACCAACAAAAGAACGAUCAUCUGUACCACCUGUGCAACAACUACCAAAAGAUCCAUUAUUUUAUCAAACUACUGUUGGAGAUGUUUUACGUGAAAAACAACGACAAAAAGAUAUUAUUGAAAAAGAAGAAAUGCUACGAACAAAGGCAAUGCGUGAACGCGAUGAAAAACCUGAACCAUCUGUACAAUAUAGAUAUACAAUUAUACGUAUACGAAUGCCUGAUGGCAUUAUAUUGCAAGUUAUAUUUCAAUCAAAUGAUCGGCUUUCGUGUUUAUUCGAUUACUUACGUUCAUAUUGUCUUAUAUAUGAUUGGUUACCAUUUACAUUGAUAUCAAAUGGUGAUCGACGAGUUUAUACAAGUCAAGAUGAACAAUCAAUGACAUUUAAUCAAUGCGGUCUUGUACCAACUGCUUUGCUUUCGUUUCAAUGGAACGAACAAGCACUACGUGAAGUGCUAGGACAAACCCCCAAUUUCUCACCUAAUACUUUUAUUAAACCCGAUGUACUUGCGAAUGCAACUCGACUGUGA